Molecule: messenger RNA, 123 nt
Organism: Racocetra persica
Lineage: Eukaryota; Fungi; Glomeromycota; Glomeromycetes; Diversisporales; Gigasporaceae
Source: the annotation of a GenBank genome assembly
ACACAAGCGUAGGUAUUGAUAUGUUUACGCGACAAGGAAAAAAUACGGAAAAAAUACUCCGAUCACGUCUUAAAAUAGAACCAGCUUCUAAUAUAGAAUUUGAUAACUACUUUGAUGAUAAAG